AUUCAUUCAUUCAUAAAUUUAAUUCACCAUUUAUCCUUCCUCUCAUUCUAAUCUUCCACUUCUCACUUCACGCAUAUAUACAUCCAUCCAUCCAUCGAGAGAGAAGAUAUGACUUCCUCACCAAAAACAUCGAAGUAUACACUUGGGUUACCUGCCAAGUAUCCAUCCUCAGGGAGACGUUGUCAUGGUCAACGUCGUAUCUUGUUCCUUUUCUCACUCAUCCUUCUUGUCUCCUCUGGGUCCAUGCUUAUCCUUCAUAUCACCACUACUUCGCCUUUCAAUCAAGCCACAUCCGACUCGUUAUCCUGCCAAGUAUCAUCCUCAUCCUCAUCAUCAUCAGAAGGUUGUCCUGCUGUUAUAAGAUCUCGCUGGAGAUCAGAUAAGGAAUCAGAUAAUAUCUAUAUCAGUCAAGAAGAGGACAGCAAUCCCUAUAUGAGCCAUGGUCGACCCCGCGCAGCAUUACCUCGCCCAGUUGAUAAUAACAUAGUUGAUAAACAACAGGAGCAACAACAGCAGCAGAACCAAUUCCCUUCUAAUGAAACGUCCAAUGAUUCAUCACAGAGCCCACUAUCAGACGUUCUCAACAAUGGUAGCACCAACACUACAGAAGAAGAUGAGGAAGUAGAAAAUAUGGCCCCAGCCGUACCCUUUGAGGAAACAUUCAACAAGCAAGACUCGACAAAAUACUUGACCUAUCUACCCUAUGCAGGCAUCACAAACCAAUUUUAUGGUAUGCUUCGUGGAAUGGAGGUUGCAAGGGCUUUAGACCGGACCUUGAUUCUUCCACCCAUCACUGCCUCCUCCCACGACAAAUCCAAACAGAAUCAGCCCUGGUCAAAGUUCUUGGACUUGAAAAAAUUCACAGAGAAGACGGGGAUCAAAGUGAUUGAAUUCCAUGAAUUGAGGGAUGUAGAGAUUGCCGAGCUAAACCAAUUGCAGUGCGGGAUCACUUGCGGCUUUGGCUCGAAACGAACGAUCGAUUUCACAGCCAAGGGGUUUUUGAAACAGUGGAAAUUCAAUUUGACGCUCUCUCCUCUGGAACAGGACGUCACCAGGCUAGAAGCUGUUACCUCGCUUCUGAAACCACGUUCGGAUGAAAAGUACCUCUGCAUUUCAAACACUUACAAGAUUGUAGUCAAGGACAAGUCAGAAUGGGAGCAUUUUGGCCAACACUUGUAUUUCACUGAAGAACUCGAAUCACAUGUACGAGAUUUCUUGAGCAAAAAUAUAGUCAAGCCAGAUCCAGCGAUCGAUCCUGAGACCAAGGAGCUUGUUCAGUCAGAAGAAUACCGCUACUUGGCGAUCCAUGUACGACGAGGCGAUUUUGCAGCCUACUGUGAGGGUAAUUUCCAAGGUCCUAGGAUGGUUCAUUGCUUGCCGUCGACAGAGCAGAUUGCAGAACGGAUUGAUGAAGUUCAAAAGAGACUCAAUCCGACUAUGGAGCUCUCCAAGAUUCUACCGGUCUUUGUAGCAACGAAUGAAAGGAGACCAGAGGAACUUAAGAAGUUUUCAGAUCUUGGAUGGCGAUAUCUGGAUCAUGACCAGAUGGGCACGGCCGAGAAACUGGGUGUCUUUGGGCCUAUGAUGGUCGAUCAAGUUUUUAUGGCACAUGCACAGGCUCUUGUUGGUAUCCAAAUGAGCACAUUCUCACGAGUGGGUGCACUCAGACAGAGAGAUUGGCACGGUCGUGAAGUUGAGUACAUGUAAAAUAGCUAUUAUCUACACAUAUAUACAUUUUUUUAUUUUUAGCCAGCAUAUAGACUUUUUUUUUUACGAUAACUCUAAAUGAAAUGAAUACCGACCUCUA
This is a messenger RNA of Lobosporangium transversale, 1807 nucleotides long. RefSeq names its product GDP-fucose protein O-fucosyltransferase-domain-containing protein. The record is from RefSeq and is a predicted model, not a curated record. The coding region runs from base 109 to 1707 and encodes 532 amino acids. The transcript has a single exon. Gene Ontology annotation, molecular function: peptide-O-fucosyltransferase activity. Gene Ontology annotation, biological process: protein O-linked glycosylation via fucose. NCBI's taxonomy places the organism in Eukaryota, Fungi, Mortierellomycota, Mortierellomycetes, Mortierellales, Mortierellaceae.